Messenger RNA from Anopheles merus, 748 nucleotides. Its product is annotated as U3 small nucleolar ribonucleoprotein protein IMP3. Bases 178 to 723 code for a protein of 181 amino acids. The transcript has a single exon. The record is from RefSeq and is a predicted model, not a curated record. Gene Ontology annotation, biological process: rRNA processing. NCBI's taxonomy places the organism in Eukaryota, Metazoa, Arthropoda, Insecta, Diptera, Culicidae. Gene Ontology annotation, molecular function: rRNA binding; snoRNA binding; structural constituent of ribosome. Gene Ontology annotation, cellular component: small ribosomal subunit; Mpp10 complex; small-subunit processome.
UUACGCUCACUGUUGGUACUUUCCCCCCCCCCCAAUCGGUGCUGUGCUGCAAAUUCCGGAAAACACAACAAAAAGUGCAGAAAAAACGAAAUUAACACGAAUCGAAACCCAUUUAAACCACCUGCUAAUAGUUUUUCUACUCACCGCACCUGACAUAACCCCGCCCCAGCCGCCAGCAUGGUGCGCAAGCUAAAGUUCCACGAGCAGAAGCUGCUGAAGAAGGUCGAUUUCUUCAACUGGAAGGAAACGAACAGCCUGCAGGAAGCGAAGGUGAUGCGCAAGUACCAUCUGCAGAAGCGCGAAGACUACACCGCCUACAACAAGAUGGCCCGGAGCGUGCGCGAGCUCGCGCGCAAGAUCGCCGACAUCGAUCCGAAGCACCCGUUCCGGACGGAGAUGAGUGCGCUGCUGCUGGAGAAGCUGUACGUGAUGGGCGUGAUACCGACCAAGUGGGAUCUGGAGAAUGCGAACAAAAUCAGUGCGUCCAGCUUCUGCCGGCGACGGUUGCCGCUCGUGCUGGUGCGCAGCAAGAUGUCGGAAAAUGUGUCGCACGCAACGAAGAUGGUGGAGCACGGGCACGUGCGGGUUGGGGUGGAGGUGGUGAAGGAUCCGGCGUUCUUGGUGCCGCGCACGCUGGAGGACUUCAUCACCUGGGUGGACGGUUCCGCCAUCCAGAAGCAUCUGAUGGAGUAUAACGAUAUGAGGGAUGAUUUUGAGAUGUAAAUAAAAGCGAUUUGUAUUGUUGUAA